Physella acuta is the source of this 1201-nucleotide messenger RNA. RefSeq lists its product as uncharacterized. The record is from RefSeq and is a predicted model, not a curated record. Lineage: Eukaryota; Metazoa; Mollusca; Gastropoda; Physidae.
CUUUUUAAUAGAUAAGGUUGGCUAACCUAGAUUUACUUGUGUCACGCAAUCGGUGUAUCUGUAGACAAGAUUUUAACAUGGACAUUCUCAACCUAAAAAUGUCGAUUUAUUCUUGCAUAUUUUGUAUACAGCUUAUCCGAGCUUUAGUAUCUGGUGUAGAGCUUACGACGAGUAAGGAUGUAGUUUGCAAGGAUACUCUGGACAACUGCCAGAGCUAUACAUCUGACGCCUGUACGGGGAUCUACACAUCAUGGGCUAGACAAAACUGUCAAGCUACGUGUGGAUUCUGCACUCCCCCACCUACAGCACCUGCCUCCUGCCUAGACCAGAUCCCCAACUGUGACACCUAUGAUGGCGACAUCUGCAUCAGGACAGAAUACCGCAACUGGGCUCUGAAUAACUGCAGGCUCUACUGUAGAUUCUGCACAGACGAACAACUUGCCAAGCUAUCAGAAGAAACUCCUACAAUGCCUGCAAUUGAUUGUCAGGAUAAGACCGACUGUGCAGCUUACGGUGUCGAUGCCUGUUCUGUUGACAAGUUCGGGCACUGGGGAGCUGAAAAUUGUCCGGUGUUCUGUGGAUUUUGUCACGAUGCACCACUGACAACCAGCACAUCACCGUCGCCGUGCAUUGACGUCUUGUCUGACUGCAGCACCUACCAAGCGGACACGUGCAUUAACGUCAUGUAUAGGAGAUGGGCGGAGACAAACUGCAAACGCUUUUGUGGAUUUUGUGGGACACAAGGAACAACUUCAGCAACCAGCUAUAAGCCUGUACUCAUCACAGCUGGUACUACACCAACCACACAGUCGAUGGUAGUGACAACCCGGCAGCCUCUAACAACAGCUAGUACAAUAUCAACCACAACAGCUGCUCCACUGACAACCACAACAACAGCUGCUCCACUGACAACCACAAUAUCUUCAACAACCAUUUCUAGAACAAGUACGACAACAGCCUCGACAUCGUUGAAGGUACCAGUCACAUUGAGGACACCCCCGCCUCUACCAACCACAAGCACAACCACAGUCGUGACCAUUAAAACACCACCACCACUCAUCAGGACACCACCACCACUUGGAUGACCGUCAGAGCCGUGGUCAACAUUACUUUUCCUGAUGCUACAAGGUCAUUUAAUAUGACAUCAGCGGUUGUUAUCAUAUACUUCCUUUUGUUAAAGUUGUAAAGUAAAGAAAUAUUG